This is a messenger RNA of Pneumocystis jirovecii RU7, 651 nucleotides long. RefSeq lists its product as uncharacterized. Gene Ontology annotation, molecular function: nuclear import signal receptor activity. The transcript is spliced from 7 exons. Bases 1 to 651 code for a protein of 216 amino acids. Gene Ontology annotation, biological process: protein import into nucleus. The record is from RefSeq and is a predicted model, not a curated record. Lineage: Eukaryota; Fungi; Ascomycota; Pneumocystomycetes; Pneumocystales; Pneumocystaceae. Gene Ontology annotation, cellular component: cytosol; nucleus.
AUGUUUGGAGUUAUUUGUGCAGGUCGACCAAUUCAGACUAAUGUUCAACAGAUUGAAAAUAACAAGUUUAUAUUUGUUCUGGAAAAUGCAUUAACUAUUAAUCAUAUAGUUAUAUUUUUACUCCCGGAUAAGUCUUUUCAUGAUAAUUUUGGAGCAACUGUACAUUUUCAGUAUUCUGGGAAAUCUUUUCAACUUUUAGGAGGACUUUCAAAUAAAAAACCGUCUGCAAUUUUUCGACUUAAAAAUACAUCAAAUGCAAAUAAUGCAAACUCUGAAACAGAUGAAAUGUCAGAUUCUUUAGAAUCUUUAUCUAUUUCUGCUGUCCUUGGUAUUAGUAUUGAACCUUUAUUAUCUAUAGAACAGCAGCUCUCAUCUUUGUCUACAAUUCAAGAAAACCAGAAAAAAUUGGAAAAAUCUAAAGAAGUUUCAUUAUCAAUGCCAUCUGUUCAAAUUACUUUGCAAAAAAUUAUGACAAAUUUAUAUAAUUUUAUUGUUGGAUUUGCAACUUCUCAACUUCCUCAGGGCUCAAUGUUACUUAGUAAUAUACAAAUAGAUAAUACUUAUAUUCCGCUAAAGGCUUUUCAAGAUUGGUAUUCCAAGUUUUUUUCAAAAUUAUCAAUAGAUCCAAGUUUUCUUGAAAAAGAACAAUAA